UUAAUUUUUUAUAGUAAUGCCCAUGUUGAGGGUUAGGCCUAAAUAAAUAAUAAAUUUGGAAACCAUAAUGGGUUUCCAUGUGAAUGGUCUGGCAAGGUUUGAAUUUGGGUUGGCGGCGAUAAAUUGUUGUGCAUAUAAAAUGAUUGAGCCACAAUCAAUGCAUACAGAUCUUCCGUGAAAAACAGCUCCAAAAAUCAAGGGGAGGUGUUAAAUUUGCUGUUUCCACCUGAAUUCUGGGUUGGGCAGUGAAUGGGGGGAAGUACGGGUGCUGCAGAAUUUGUGGGCUGCCAAUCGGGAUUUACAAGCACAUCCGGAAGCAUAGUAGGGGCUGUACGGGCCUGUGUGCGAAUUCUUGGUGGUUGCGAGACAAUACUUGUGCUGGCCACCGCACCAGCUUGUACUGCACUUAUGGGACUCGCCACGUCACCAAGUGAUACUGCAGUGCUGGUAUGUGAAAGACCAGGAUGUACUAGACCGCUGGUGCCCACCAGUUCACCAAAAGUUAGAGCGGCACUGGUACUGGCACUCUGCUGCAUAUGAGAGUCAUCA
Messenger RNA from Staurois parvus, 549 nucleotides. The record is from the annotation of a GenBank genome assembly. NCBI's taxonomy places the organism in Eukaryota, Metazoa, Chordata, Amphibia, Anura, Ranidae.